Molecule: messenger RNA, 750 nt
Organism: Eucalyptus grandis
Lineage: Eukaryota; Viridiplantae; Streptophyta; Magnoliopsida; Myrtales; Myrtaceae
Product: 18.1 kDa class I heat shock protein
Exons: 2
Coding region: 128-598 (156 amino acids)
Biological process (GO): protein folding; response to hydrogen peroxide; protein complex oligomerization
Source: RefSeq, a predicted model, not a curated record
GUCACUCCUUCCGACAAGGAUCCAGCAAGCAAGCAACCAAAUCACCAAGAAUCUUCAAAGCCGAGCAGAAAUCUAUACCUCGCGUCCUCCGAUAUCAAGCUUCAAUCCACCGACUUUUUCGGAGACCAUGUCGCUCAUUCCCAGCUGGUUCGGUGGCCGACGCGGCGACGCCUUCGACCCCUUCGCGCUCGACCUCUGGGACCCCUUCAAGGACUUCCCUUUCCCUUCCUCUCCCCUCUCCGCCUCUACUUUCCGGGAAAAUUCCGCCUUCGUCAACACCAGGAUCGACUGGAGGGAAACUCCCGAAGCCCACGUGUUCAAGGCCGAUCUUCCGGGGCUCAAGAAAGAGGAAGUGAAAGUGGAGAUCGAGGACGAUCGGGUGUUCCAUAUUAGUGGAGAGAGGAAGACGGAGAAGGAGGACAAGAACGACAAGUGGCACCGAGUGGAGCGUAGCAGCGGGAAGUUCAUGAGGAGGUUCAGGUUGCCCGAUAAUGCGAAGAUGGAUCAGGUGAAGGCGUCGAUGGAGAACGGAGUGCUCACCGUUACUGUUCCCAAGGAGAAGAAGCCUGAAGUCAAGGCCGUCGAGAUCUCUGGCUGAGUGUGCAAUGGAAUUAUUAGGAAUUUUCCUAGCCAGCAGUAUAUGUAUUAUCCACUAGUUCACGAGGAGCAGCCAGGGAAGAGGGUCGACAUGAUACUUCCUUUAAUUGCUCAUCCAAAUAAAUUAUCUGAAUCAAGAUGCUGUUAAUCAGA